Knipowitschia caucasica is the source of this 2130-nucleotide messenger RNA. NCBI's taxonomy places the organism in Eukaryota, Metazoa, Chordata, Actinopteri, Gobiiformes, Gobiidae. The record is from the annotation of a GenBank genome assembly.
AUGGACGACGAUGCCAAUGGGAACGUGGACGUGGCGGAGACAGACGGAUUCCUCAGAGAAGACCUAAACUACCAUGACCCAAAGGCCAAACACAACACAUUUCACGGGGACGAUCAGUUCAUCAGCGUGGAGGACCUGUGGAAUGCAUGGAAGGGAUCUGAAGUGUAUAACUGGACUGUGGAUGAGGUGGUGAAAUGGCUCAUCUCCUACGUAGAGCUUCCUCAGUAUGUGGAGGUCAUCCGCAAGAUGAACUUCAGUGGAAGUGCCAUGCCAAGGCUUGCAGUGAAGAACACCACCUUGACAUUGUCCGUGCUGAAGAUCCUGGACCGAAGCCAUGUGCAGAAGCUCCAACUCAAGGCCCUGGACACAGUGCUGUUCGGAGCCCCUUUAAUGAACAGACAUAACCACCUGAAGGACUUCAUGCUGGUGGUGUCCAUAGUCAUCGGAAUGGGGGGUUGCUGGUUUGCCUACAUCCAAAACCGCUACUCCAAAGACCACAUGAAGAAGAUGAUGAAGGACCUGGAGGGUCUUCAGCGGGCUGAACAGAGCCUGCAUGACAUGCAGCAGAAGCUGCAGAUUGCGCAGGAGGAGCACCGCACUGUGGAGGUGGAGAAGGUGAACCUGGAGCAGAAGCUGAGGAAUGAGAUAAAAACGGCCAAGCAAGAAGCACAGCGCCUCAAAGACCUGCGCGAGGGCACGGUGAACGAGCUGAGCCGGCAGAAGUACGCGGAGGAGGAGCUGGAGCAGGUGCGCAUGGCUCUGAAAAAUGCUGAGAAGGAGCUGGAGUCGCGGAGCGGCUGGUCCCCCCCUGAGCCCCUUCAGAAGUGGCUGCAGCUCACACAUGAGGUGGAAGUGCAGUACUACAAUAUCAAGAAGCAGAGCGCAGAACGGCAGCUCCUAGUGGCCAAAGAGGGGGCCGAGAAGAUCAAGAAAAAGAGGAACACUCUCUUUGGAACUUUCCACGUGGCUCACAGCUCGUCUCUCGAUGACGUGGACCACAAGAUUCUGUCAGCAAAGCAGGCUCUGGGCGAGGUGACGGCCGCCCUGAGGGAGAGACUGCACCGGUGGCAGCAGAUCGAGAUCCUCACCGGCUUCACCAUCGUCAACAACCCCGGGCUGCCCACUCUGGCCUCAGUCCUCAACCUGGACCCCAGCUUCAUGGGUGGAAGAGCCACCCCCCAGCACUUCAUCAUGACAGACGACAUGGACGAGCUGGAGGAGGACAUCAUGCCUGGAACUCUGUCAUCUCCCAGUAUGAUGUCCCUGCGCCAACGCCACAUGGACUCGCAGCUGGCCAUGGGCUCCCAGAGGUUUGUAGAGGGUUCUCAGGGGCCACAAGGGGAGGGGACGUACGCCAGGCCCAGGGCUGUGCUGAGGCAGGCUCGCAGUCAGUCCUUUGGCCAGCUGGACUCUUUCACCUGUCUGUCCUCCGCCGUGUCUCACCCCUCCAUCCCCUUCUCGGGCUUCAGCCACCCCUCGUCCCCUCUGUCCCCUCUGUCCUGCUCGGCCUCCUGCCUGCCCAGCGCCGUCUUCCACUCCUCGUCUUUUCAGCCACUGGAGCCCAUUCCCGACGUGUCCGUGUCGGAGGCAAAUCUGCUGUCGGCGUGCAGCGGCAGCCUGGGGGACCUGAACCGCUCGGACUCGGACUCCUCCUUGUCCCUGUCCCAAGUCGGAGACCGGCUGGCGGCCUACAGCUCCAAAGGCCACAUGAUGAAGCCCACCUCCCUGCUGUACGGCCUGUCCCGCCACGCCGACGACACGGUCUCUCUGCACGGCCUCACCCCCAACGGAGGCGCCCGCAUCACGGACAUGGGAGCGGAGGCGCUGGCAGACAGUCCCAUCCUCAUGAAGAAGAUCUACGGAGACGAGAGCUCCAGCAACGUCGCCGACAUCCACACGUUCAUGUCCGAAUCGUCCCGCUCCCUCAGCCCUAACUCCACCGAACCCGACACCCCGUCCCCCAUGGGGCAAGCGGGCUCGAUGGUGCCCAAGAGCGUCACCCGCAUCCCCCAGCUAUCGUCCAAGAAGAGCCCCGUGGAGGAGGACAGCUGCUCUACGGGAGACGACACGGAUUCUACCGCCAGUCGCAAGAAACACACCUUCAAAAUCUUCAAGAAGCAGAAGAAGUAG